Molecule: messenger RNA, 1044 nt
Organism: Nelumbo nucifera (sacred lotus)
Lineage: Eukaryota; Viridiplantae; Streptophyta; Magnoliopsida; Proteales; Nelumbonaceae
Source: RefSeq, a predicted model, not a curated record
AUGGGAAGUGAUGAAUAUGCACUUUCAUGGCUAUCUAGUGAAGGAGAUUGUGAACGUGGUUGUUUGGAUGACUGUAAUUGUGUGGUGGCUCUGUAUAAAGAUCAAUAUUGCAGGGAGCUGAAACUACCAUUGAGAUAUGGGAAGAGAACUGCGAGUCAAUCCAUAAGAGCUUUCAUUAAGUCGAGAAUUGGAAGCUCAAGUAGAGAUACCCAUUCCAAAACAAUUGUUGUCAAUAAAAUCAUUACCAAUAGACUCGGCAAAGAGUUUCUCAUAGUGGGUCUUGUUCUUAUGGCCUUAUCUUUGAUAACUUUUGUUUCUUGUGGCUUCUUGAUUUACAGAAACAGGAUAUGGAGCUACCAGGUGAUCUCAAAGAAUGCAAAUCUUCAGUCAGAUUUUGUUGAAGAAAUCAAUUUGAAAUCGUUCACAUAUAAUGAGCUUGCACAAGCAACUAAUAAUUUCAAGGAAGAGCUCGGUAGGGGCGCUUUUGGAAGGGUUUACAAGGGUUCCUUACCAAGAGGAAGGAGAGAAAUUGCAGUGAAGAAGCUAGAGAGGGUGGCUGAAGAAGGAGAAACCGAGUUCCAGACAGAGAUGAAGGUAAUUGGGAGGACCCACCACAGGAACUUGGUACAAUUGCUUGGAUUCUGCAGUGAAGACCUCCUCUUCAAGGCCCAAAUGCUUCCUGAAUGGAAAGAGAGAGUCAGAAUCUCUAUAGAAAUAGCAAGAGGAAUCCUCUAUCUACAUGAGGAAUGCCAAACCCAUAUCAUCCAUUGCGACCUAAAGCCUCAUAACAUUCUCAUGGAUGAUGUAUGGACUGCAAAGAUUUCAGAUUUUGGACUGGCGAAGCUGCUGAUGCCGGACCAAACAAGGACAUUCACCACCCCGAGAGGAACAAGAGGGUACCAAGCCCCAGAGUCGCACAAGAAUGAACCGGUAACAGUAAAAGCAGAUGUUUACAGCUUUGGAACCUUGUUACUUGAAAUCAUUUGUUGCAGGAGGAAACUUGAAUUAUCAGUUGCAGAGGAAGAGAUAAUUCUAUUGGAGUGA